Molecule: messenger RNA, 8156 nt
Organism: Pongo pygmaeus (Bornean orangutan)
Lineage: Eukaryota; Metazoa; Chordata; Mammalia; Primates; Hominidae
Gene: SLFN12
Product: schlafen family member 12
Exons: 4
Coding region: 142-1878 (578 amino acids)
Source: RefSeq, a predicted model, not a curated record
GUCUCUCUUCAACUGGAAUGAUGAGAAGUGAAAUAAAUAUGUGACCAUGAGAACACUGUAACCUAUGAAUGAUGUGCUGAGACUGGAAACCCAAAAUGAUGAAAAGAAUUUCUGCUUGAACACUGCAUAGCUGCUGGGAAAAUGAACAUCAGUGUUGAUUUGGAAACGAAUUAUGCCGAAUUGGUUCUAGAUGUGGGAAGAGUCACUCUUGGAGAGAAGAGUAGGAAAAAAAUGAAGGAUUGUAAACUGAGAAAAAAGCAGAAUGAAAGUGUCUCACGAGCUAUGUGUGCUCUGCUGAAUUCUGGAGGGGGAGUGAUCAAGGCUGAAAUUGAGAAUGAAGACUAUAGUUAUACAAAAGAUGGAAUAGGACUAGAUUUGGAAAAUUCUUUUAGUAACAUUCUGUUAUUUGUUCCUGAGUACUUAGACUUCAUGCAGAAUGGUAACUACUUUCUGAUUUUUGUGAAGUCGUGGAGCUUGAACACCUCUGGUCUGCGGAUUACCACCUUGAGCUCCAAUUUGUACAAAAGAGAUAUAACAUCUGCAAAAGUCAUGAAUGCCGCUGCUGCACUGGAGUUCCUCAAAGACAUGAAAAAGACUAGAGGGAGAUUGUAUUUAAGACCAGAAUUGCUGACAGAGAGUCCCCGUGUUGAUAUACAAGAAGAAAGUAACAUGAAGGCCUUGGCUGGGGGCUUUUUUGACAGAACAGAACUUGAUCGGAAAGAAAAAUUGACCUUUACUGAAUCCACACAUGUUGAAAUUAAAAACUUCUCGACAGAAAAGUUGUUACAAAGAAUUAAAGAGAUUCUUCCUCAAUAUGUUUCUGCAUUUGCAAAUACUGAUGGAGGAUAUUUGUUCAUUGGUUUAAAUGAAGAUAAAGAAAUAAUUGGCUUUAAAGCAGAGAUGAGUGACCUCGAUAAGUUAGAAAGAGAAAUCGAAAACUCCAUUAGCAAGAUGCCUGUGCAUCACUUCUGUGUGGAGAAGAAGAAGAUAAAUUAUUCAUGCAAAUUCCUUGGAGUGUAUGAUAAAGGAAGUCUUUGUGGAUAUGUCUGUGCCCUCAGAGUGGAGCGCUUCUGCUGUGCAGUGUUUGCUAAAGAGCCUGAUUCCUGGCAUGUGAAAGAUAACCGUGUGAUGCAGUUGACCAGGAAGGAAUGGAUCCAGUUCAUGGUGGAGGCUGAACCAAAAUUUUCCAGGUCAUAUAAAGAGCUGUUCUCUCAAAUAAAUAUGUCAUCACCUGCUCCUCACAGUUGGCCUCUUUUGGAAUGGGAACGGCAGAGACAUCACUGUCCAGGGCUAUCAGGAAGGGUAACGUAUACUCCAGAAAACCUUUGCAGAAAACUAUUCUUACAACAUGAAGGACUUAAGCAAUUAAUAUGUGAAGAAAUGGGCUCUGUUAGAAAGGGCUCACUGAUCUUCUCUAGGAGCUGGUCUUUGGAUCUGGGCUUGCAAGAGAACCACAAAGUCCUCUGUGAUGCUCUUCUGAUUUCCCAGGACAAGCCUCCAGUCCUAUACACCUUCCACAUGGUACAGGAUGAGGAGUUUAAAGGCUAUUCUACACAAACUGCCCUAACCUUAAAGCAGAAGCUGGCAAAAAUUGGUGGUUACACUAAAAAAGUGUGUGUCAUGACAAAGAUCUUCUACUUGAGCCCUGAAGGCAAGACAAGCUGCCAGUAUGAUUUAAGAUCGCAAGUAAUUUACCCUGAAUCCUACUAUUUUACAAGAAGGAAAUACUUGCUGAAAGCCCUUUUUGAAGCCUUAAAGAGACUCAAGUCUCUGAGAGACCAGUUUUCCUUUGCAGAAAAUCUAUACCAGAUAAUCGGUAUAGAUUGCUUUCAGAAGAAUGAUAAAAAGAUGUUUAAAUCUUGUCGAAGGCUCACCUGAUGGAAGAUGGACUGGGCUACUGAGAUAUUUUUCAUUAUAUAUUUGAUAACAUUCUCUAAUUCUGUGAAAAUAUUUCUGUGAAAACUUUGCAAGUUAAGCAACUUAAUGUGAUGUUGGAUAAUUGGGUUUUGCCUAUCUUCACUUCUCCCUAAAUAAUCUUCACAGAUAUUGUUUGAGGGAUAUUAGGAAAAUUAAUUUGUUAACUCGUCUGUGCACAGUAUUAUUUACUCUGUCUGUAGUUCCUGAAUAAAUUUUCUUCCAUGCUUGAACUGGGAAAAAUUGCAACACUUUUAUUCUUAAUGACAACAGUGAAAAUCUCCCAGCAUAUACCUAGAAAACAAUUAUAACUUACAAAAGAUUAUGCUUGAUGAAACUCAGAAUUUCCACAGUGGGAAUGAAUAAGAAGGCAAAACUCAUUUCCUCAAAACAAAACUCCAGGAAUUUUCUGGAUCUUCUUGAGCUACUUUCACACUAUUUACUUGGAAGGGUUGUGGAUUUCCUAACUGGUCAGCUAGCACCUUUAAAGAACUCACAAGAAUGGUUACUUUAUUUUUCUACAAGCAGUUCUGAAUAAAGAAGCAUGAGAUGACAAAAUGUGGAAAAUCCUCUCUAAGAUUUGAAGGAAAGCAGCCAAGGUAUAAGUAGAAACUCUUUUAGACGAGAGUUUUUAUCAACAAGAGGAAGGAGCACCAGGGUCUGGCAUUUCCCACUCAUCUAAGAUGAGCUAAGGGACCAAGAUGAAGCUCAGCAGAGUGGGAUACACCCUUGGCUGGGUGUUCUGAAUUCAUGCCUAAGACCUUCAGUGGGAUCUUGGAACAGAGAAUGGAGCCUAAAUUACCCAUCAGGGCCUCAGCCUUUUCCACCACUGUGUCCAAUGCCAGAGGAAGUCGAUCAACGCAUUCAGUAUUCUGAGAAAAGUUUUACUAACACAUAUUUUGCCAAACGAGAUGAUGUUUGACUGUAAAGGAAAUAGGCAGACAUUCUUAUCAAAGGAUAUAGGGAACGGAACGUAGUUCUCUUCUACCUUCUUGAAAACUAUGUUACAAUGAAAUCCAGCCAAUGAAGAGAUGAAUCAAAAUGAAGAACUUAAAACGAGAGCAUACUUGCACUCCUGGAGUCUCUCUCUAGCCCUGAACUGUGGCCAGCACAGUGUGUCAGCCUGUACCAGCUGCCGGUAUGGGUGACCUGGGCACGGGCAAGACAAUCAUCAUCACACACUGUGUGCACCAGAACUCCUCUUGGCAUCUCCAAGCCAGUUCACCAUUGUGUGAACUGUGCACUGAAGGAGCUCCACUGGGACUCAGAGGCCUUGGCACACCUGCAGCUGUGGAAUAUUGCGAUGAGGAAAGAUUGGGAAAAUGACAAGAGCCCACUGUCUGGAAUUUAUAGGUGCAUUGAUUGUCUUCAGUAUCACCAGCCCAGCCCCAUUUGAAGCAGAGCCAAAGUGGAAAAAUGAUUUGGACUAAACGUUAACUCAUGGCAGACCAGUUUCUGUGGUUCUGUUGGCCAAGAAACGUGACCAUGGGAGGAUGAACGCAGGAACAAUAGCCUCAAGAUGGGCCAGAUCUACAUGGAACAUAGUUUUGUAGGAUGAGUUGAAGCAUCAGCAAAGGAAAAUGUAAACUUUGAUGAAGCCUCCAGGUGCCUGGAUGCCAAAUAGACAAAUACAGAAUAUAAGAAAACACAGUAAGAGCCAUUGGCCCCGUGCUUAUUUGGCAUCAUUGCAAGAAACCUGGGGUAGUGAUAGUGGAUGUAUUUAGAGAGUGAGGCAUAAGCUCACCUAAACAGCCUAGAAAAUGUUUUACUAUGAGAGUAAGAAGGAAGAACACAAGUGGAUAUAUGAGGAGUCAUUGCAGUCUGGCCCAUCAGUAAGUUUUUCAUGUGUACAUCAUUAGUCAAGAAAGUAGAUCUGAAAUUUUGGAGGGUGUUUAAUAUAAUCUUGGUGGAGUUGUAAAGUGGGUUAAAAGUCUGAAUUAUAUAUAUAUCAAAGUGGCAGGUCUGGCAGUCAUAUUGUUGAACAGUAUGGCUGAUACAUUAAUAAUAUAUGUGUACAUUCGUGUAUGUGUGUAUAACCAAGGGGAAGGGGUGGUCAUGGUCAGAGACAUAAGACAAGAGGUCGGUGGGCGGAAGCUUGAAGGAGUGGUGGGGAGGGCGCUGGGGAGUGAGUGGAUCAAGGAGUUGACUAAUAGGAAACAACUGCCUCUAGGAGAAGGCAAUAAUCUCCAUUACUUUUUAUUAUUUUAUUUUAUUUUUUAGGGACAAGGUCUUGCUCUGUCGGCUGGGCUGGAUUGCAGUGGUGUGAUCAUAGCUUACUGCAGCAUUGAACGCCUGGGCUCAAAAGAUUCUCUCACCUAAGCCUCCUGAGUAGCUAGGACUACAGACACACACCAACUCACCUGGCUAAUUUUUAAAAUUUUUGUAGAGAUAGGGUCUCACUAUGUUGCUCAGGCUGGUCUCAACUCCUGGGGCUAAGCAAUCCUCCUGUCUUGGCCUCCCAAAGGGCUCAAAUAGGCAAAAUUGAGCUGUUAAAUGGAGAAGCAGUGGGGAUAAUUAUCCCCUUUCAUAAUCAGGUUCUGUAUAACAAGUCUUAAUCCUUGAAGGGCCUAUUCUAACUUAAAUUGUGCCAUAUUAACUAUUUUAAAGAGGGAUUUAUAGGGUCCCAUUUUAUCAAGCCAUUUUUUAAGUGCCAAAAUUUUAACUUUAAUUUAUUAUUUGUUGUGUCAGAGAGUCUGUGUCCAAUAUGAGAUACUUUAAAGCAAUGGGUACAAAACUAUGGGAAAUUCAACCAAAGCAGUAAAGUGAGGGAUAGUUAUUCAAAAUAUUUUUUAACUUUAGUUACCUUUCUAAGAUUAGAGGGGGUACAAUAUUUAAAUUUAGUGAGAACCCCAAGUAUAAUAUAUAUUUUUUUGAGAAGGAGUUUCGCUCUUGUUGCCCGGGCUGGAGUGCAAUGAUGCUAUCUCGGCUCACGGCAACCUCCGCUUCACAGGUUCAAGUGAUUCUCCUGACUCAGCCUCCCAAGUAGCUGGGAUUACAGGCACCUGCCACCAUGCCUGGCUAAUUUUUGUAUUUUUAGUAGAGGCAGGGUUUCACCAUGUCGGCCAGGCUGGUUUUGAACUUCUGACCUCAGGUGAUCCACUCGCCUCGGCUUCCCAAAGUGCUUGGAUUAUAGGUGUAAGCCACUGCGGCCCACUCCAAGUAUAAUUGGAGUCCCAGUAUUGAUUGAGUCCAUGAAGUAUGUCAGCUGGUAUAUUUCAGCAAAUGCUGAAGUUAAUUUAGACCUUAUGUUGUAGAGACAAAAAAUCUAAUCAGUGUCCUUUUAUCUUUUUGUAAUAUAAAUUCUUUGGCAUAUACAUUCUGGAUUUCUAAUUGGGCCGAAUUAUGGACCUUUGUUUUAAUUUAGUUACAUAUGUUAUAUCCACAUCUAUAUGUACACAUACAAUCUAUUCCUUAUGUCUAUAUUGAAAUAUUAUAUCGAAGGCCUGACUAGAGUGUCCGCCAUGGAGUCGCAGAAAGAGGCGCGAACACUCCAGGAACCCAUCGCGCGGCCGCCUGGGGCCUCAAGGUCUCAGACGCCAAAAUACAAGGAGCGGCGGGAGGGCGGCGCGGUGCUGGCGACGGCUGCCCUGGGCGCAGAGGUGGACGACGCUAGUGUGGACGCGCUGUGGCUGCUGCAGGUGGAGCCGGCCGAGCUGAGGCCUGAGUGCAGCCGCUGCAGCCGGCCUCAGAAAGUGUGUUUGUGUCCAUUUCUCCCAGCGCACCCUUUGCAUAUCUCUACCCACUUGUACAUAAUUCAGCAUCCAGCAGAGGAACACAAAAUGUUGCGGACAGUUCCUCUACCAGCAGCAUGCCUCCCCCAAGACAAGUGCAAAGCGAAGACUGGUCGUCGCUUCAGUGAAGAAAGAGAUCCUGAACUUUCAACUGUUUGCCGGAAGUUUGGUACAUUAAUAUUAUAUCCAGGGGCUGAAGCUGCUAAUCUGGAAGAAUUUAUAUUAGAUUCUCCUGUUUAUCCUCUACAAUCAUCAUCAUUGAUGGUACACGGAGCCAGGCUAAAGACAUUUUCUGUAAGAAUUCCUUGUUCUGACACCCCCAAACAGGUGCAGUUAAAAAUUAGCAUUUCUAGUCAGUAUGUAGUUCAGAUGCAGCCAAUUAAUAGAUGUCUUUCUACACUGGAGUGUGCACCUGUUGCUCUUUCCAUCUUGGAGAAAAAUAAUUACAUACAAGAGACUUUGCUCCGCCCUCUUGAAGCUUUAUGCUCUUUCCAGGUUUAACAUGGUGACCAAAUUCGCCUCAGCAAGGAACACCUUCUGAAAAAUGGAUUAUAUCCUAAACCAAUGCCAAAGAACAAACACAAACUCAGGAAAAUGGAACUAUUAAAGAAUAGUGUUAAAAUUUAGUACAGUUGUUCUUUUGGUGUUAGCUUACCUGUCUUCAUCUAACAAUACCAAGUUGUUUUCAUAUAGUUUAGGUCUGUAGGUUUUUGACUUGCUAAAGAAUGAGAAUUGCAUACUAAUCUUGCCCAGAAGAAGGAAGUAAACCAAAUAUUCAUAGAAACAAACAAACAAAUGAAAAUUCACUGGCUCACUGAAAAGCAAGAUUUCAUACUGUACUUGUUUUUAAAAAUGUGCCUCUAAUAAUACAUGUUUUCAAACCCAAAUUUAAAGUGUGAUUUGUUGUUGAGCUGGGUUAGAAGUUCUUGCUUGUAAAAUAGAAGGAAAUCCUUGUGGUAGAUUGAAACAGUAUUGUUUCCAUUAAUGUUUAUAAAUAAGUAGGUGUAGACCAAUAAUAUAAGAUACCUACAUCAAUUUGCAGUCCUAACUUUAUAAUUUGAAAUAAGUAGCAAAAGAAAAUUAUGAUAAUUAAGUAAUUCAUUAUUUUGUAAAACACUAUAAAGGAAUAAGAAAACUUUAUUGUUGGGGCUAAAUUUGAAUUCAGCUAAUAUGAUAUAAGUGUUCUAUUAAUUGCCCUGAUUUUUAAAGAGGUACAUGUAAUUUUGAAAUAGCACACAUUUUCAUUUGCAAUCACUCUGGAUAAAUUUCCCCUAUUUUUCAGUGUUCAUUGCACAGGCUUAUUGACUAUGGUAAACUUAUUUUAUUGAAGUUUUCAAACAGAAAAUAGUAAGUGGAAUAUGAUACAACUGUUAUUUUCAGAACAUAUUUCUUUAGGGCUAUUUAAAAUAACCUUUUUAAUGGGCAAAAACUUUCAAUUUGAGAGAACAAAUUCCUCUCCUCUGUGGGAAAAUAUUUGCUGAGAUUUUGUAUAGAAUAAGAGACAUGUAUGUAACAUAUAUUUAUAUUCAGCAUAAGUCUACUGCAAUCAUGUACACAUCUUGGCAAGAAGAGGGGAUUUUGUUUAGUCUUUGUUUAUGACUUCUAGAGUUUCCUGUAUCUAGUGUUAAGUUGUAAGGAAAAACUAAACAUGCAAUUGAAAGGUAAACUUGAUAACUAUAUAUGGAACAUAAGCAUACACCAAUGGUUAUUUCUCACAGUUUUCAUGCUCAUUUGUUUAUUAUUUACUUGGAUUAGGCUCAUUAAAAACCAUAAUGCUGGUCACAAUUAGAAUGCUAAUAUUUGGGGAAGCUAUGCAGAAAAUAUUUUAAAAUAUUAAAAGUUAGAGUGCUAUCUUCUGUUGUUGAUUUAUAUUUGGAUUUAAAAACAAAUUAGGGCUGGGCCCAGUAGCUCACACCUGUAAUCCCAGCACUUUGGGAGGCUGAGAUGUGAGAAUUGCUUGAGCUCAGGAGUUUGAGACCAGCCUGGGCAACAUGGUGAGACCCCAACUCCACACAAAUUUUUUUUUUAAUAAUUAACCAGACAUGGUGCUGUGCACCUGUGGUCUCAGCUGCUUAGGAGGCUGAGGCAGGAGGAUUGCUUGGGCCCAGGAGGUCGAGGCUGCAAGGAGCUGUGUUCAUUCCACUGCACUCUAGCCUGGGUUACAGAGUGAGACCUAUCUCCAUAAAUAAAUAAACAAAUUAGCUCAUUUACAAUGUAAAACGCCUAAUGUCAGAUGAUUAUUUGGUGCUCUAGAAAAUAAAUAGCAUAUAAUACUGUAUAAUAUAGUUUCUUAACAAGUGGGGCUAAAAAUCAUUUUAUAGUAAUUUUUCACAUUGAUAUUAAACUUCAUGAGUUUCGUUUAGUCAUUAUUAUUUUUUAAAAAGAAAACUCCCCCCAUCCCUAAUAUACCAUUUUGUAUCUCAAAAUUUUACUUUGUUGAUUUUUAAAGAGUAAUUUCUACUUUUAUCAUCUUUUAAAUAAAACAUUUUUGUGUAUUUUUCAAGACAAAAA